This is a messenger RNA of Amborella trichopoda, 1918 nucleotides long. RefSeq names its product tRNA modification GTPase. Gene Ontology annotation, cellular component: cytoplasm; cytosol. Gene Ontology annotation, molecular function: GTPase activity; protein binding; GTP binding. Lineage: Eukaryota; Viridiplantae; Streptophyta; Magnoliopsida; Amborellales; Amborellaceae. Gene Ontology annotation, biological process: tRNA wobble uridine modification; tRNA methylation. The record is from RefSeq and is a predicted model, not a curated record.
AAAUUAGAUUCAUUAUCGUCAAUCUGCCUCACCCGCGUGUAACCCAGUUAGGCGCGGUAACAGGAGGCCUAGCAUUUUAGUAGAGAGAGAGAGAGAGAAGGGCGGAUAGGCCUUCAUCGAAGGCAUGGCGAGUUUUCUUCCUCUUAAUCGCCUCCUUAUCUUCCAGUACAGGAAAGGGAAAUCCCUUCUCUCUCCUCUUCUCACUCUCCCUACUCUCUCUCUCUAUUUCUAUUCCUCCUACCUUCCCUCUUCCCCACAUCACAAAUUUCAACUCCACCUCAAAUCCAACCACCACACCAUUUCCUCCCCCACUCAUGUGAAUGAUGACCAGCUUGGAAAAGAGAGAAGAUUUGUUCUACCAAAGGAUGAGAGGAUAAAUACUUCUCCCCCAGUUACAGUAAGAAGGGUAGAAGAGCAGGGUUUCGACACCAUUGCGGCCAUUGUAACUUCAUUGGGUGGUGAACCGAGCGCUGUAGGCAUUGUUCGCCUCUCUGGUUCUUCAGCUGUUGCCAUUGCUGGCCGUGUGUUCACGCCAGCGAGGAAGAAGAAGAAUAGGUCUAAGGGUCCAUUUGUUUGGGAACCCAAAAGUCAUUUUGUGGAAUAUGGGGUGGUUUUGGACAGGGAGGGAAACAUUGUUGAUGAGGUUUUAGCUGUACCGAUGUUGGCACCUAGAUCUUAUACGAGAGAAGAUGUCGUGGAGCUCCAGUGCCAUGGUAGCAAUUUAUGCAUACAGAGAAUACUGAAAACCUGUUUAGAGGCGGGUGCAAGGCUUGCAGAACCUGGCGAGUUCACUCUACGGGCCUUUUUGAAUGGACGGCUGGACCUCGCUCAAGCAGAAAAUAUAGCGAAACUAAUAUCGGCUAAAUCUGUAGCUGCAGCUGAUAGUGCUUUGGCUGGAAUUCAGGGAGGCUUCUCUGCUUUAGUAAAAUCUCUUAGAGCACAGUGCAUCGAGCUGCUUGCAGAAAUUGAAGCCCGACUUGACUUUGAUGAUGAACUGCCACCAUUGGACACCAAACAUUUGAUGGACAAAAUCAAUCAGAUUUGCCAAAAUGUAAAUCAGGCGCUGGAAACUGCAAAUCGCCAUGUUCUAUUAGAAUCUGGAUUACAGAUAGCAAUUGUUGGGCGGCCAAACGUAGGGAAAUCAAGCCUUCUCAAUGCAUGGGGCAAAAGUGAGAGGGCAAUUGUGACAGAAAUAGCUGGAACCACAAGGGAUGUGGUUGAAGCUGGUAUAACUGUUCAUGGCAUUCCUGUCACUCUUUUGGACACAGCAGGCAUUCGAGAGACCGAUGAUGUUGUUGAGAAAAUUGGGGUACAGAGAUCUGAGGCAGCUGCAAAAGGUGCUGAUUUGAUUAUAAUGACUGUGAGUGCAAUUGAUGGGUGGACUUCUGAAGAUGACAAAAUCCUUGAGCGCCUCCAAAUUAAUCAGAGAUCUCCUGGUUCUUUUCCACCUGCAAUCCUUGUGAUCAACAAAAUUGACCGUGCUCCAUUGGCUUUUGUCGAAUUACCAAAGGUUGUGAGCAAUGCUUUCAGUAAGCUAGUCUCCACAUGCGCCUUAACAGGGCAAGGUAUCUCUGAUUUGGAAUCUGCUGUACUUGAAAUAGUAGGCCUUGAUAGGAUUCCAUCUGGGGGGCGGAGAUGGGCUGUAAAUCAGAGGCAAUCGGAGCAGCUUGUACGCACGAGGGAAGCACUUUCCAGGCUGCAGUCAUCAAUCAAUGAGGAUUUGCCAUUGGAUUUUUGGAGCAUCGACCUGAGGGAGGCUGCCAUGGCGCUUGGCCAAAUUAGUGGGGCUGACAUCUCAGAAGAAGUCUUAUCCAAUAUCUUUGGCAAGUUUUGUAUUGGAAAGUAAUGAAACGGCUUUCGCUUAGUAUUUUGAGUUAAUAUAUAUAUUUAUUAUUUACGAUGCGGCUAUUCUCCUCCA